UUUUUAAAUUUCUGCUUUAAUCUGUGAUCUACUUAAAUUUUUUUCAUUUCCUUAAGAUAGAACCUAGUUUUGCGUAGCAGCAAAGAUGAUUCAGUUGUUGUUCUUAGUUCUUUUUGCUGAGGGGUUUGUGGCAUCUUUGCUGUUGGUAAAGAUUGGACCAUUGAGAGACUUGGUGAUUAAGAGUUUGGAUCAGGUGAAGAUGGGAAAGGGUCCUGCUACAGUGAAAACUAUUGCUGGAACCAUGUCUGUGAUUCUGUUUUCUAGCCUCAUGAGCAUUGUUAAGAUCCAAAGUAAGGGUGCAAAGCUUGGAACCAUGUCACCUAUGGAUCAGGUUCUAUGGAGAACCCACUUGCUUGAGGCAUCACUCAUGGGUUUCACCCUCUUUCUUGGGUUCUUAAUUGAUCGGAUGCACCAUUAUCUUUCAAAGCUUAUUGGGUUGAGAAGUAGCGUGGGAUCUUCAAAAGAGGAAGUUGAAAGGCUUCAGAAAGAGAAGAUGCAGCUUAAAGAGGAGGAAGGCAAAGUUUCCAAGGAAAUGAAGCUUCUACAGGAACAAUUUUCAACUCUGUCAGAGAAUUUGAAGAAGCUGAAGCUGGAAUCUGAGCAAAAGGACAAGCAGAUUGAAACAGCAGAAGCCCAUGUUGUUGCCCUUCACAAACGGUCUGCUGACCUCCUGCUGGAAUAUGACCGCUUGUUAGAAGACAACCAAAAUCUUCAGGCUCAAGCUACAGGACAUAGGAUUUGAGGAAAUUUUGAAAGAUGCCAAUCAAGUUUUGGGAAUCCUUUUUUUUUCCUCACUGGAGUGGAGAUAUAGGAAACUUCUGCUUCAUUGCAUGGAAACGGCAUUUGUCGCAUCUUAAUUGGGUAAAAUAGGACCUGGCUUCUUUUCAGAGAUGAGGGAUGUGUUGAUUUACCUGCGUCCAGUAUUUUGCAGUUCUCUUGAGUCUAGAAUUUUUGGCCUAUCCAUCUCGGCGCCCCUUUUCUGAUUGAAGUUUUGCGUGCCUAUCAAAUUCUGAUAGCAACAAUUCUUUACAUUUUGUUUUCUCCAAUUGAUAUGGGAAUGUGUUUUAGAUAGCUGACAGCAUUCUUGUUUUGAAACAAGGAAACGGUGGUUUGGAACUACUUCUUGUAACUUCUUAUUUA
Molecule: messenger RNA, 1140 nt
Organism: Populus euphratica (Euphrates poplar)
Lineage: Eukaryota; Viridiplantae; Streptophyta; Magnoliopsida; Malpighiales; Salicaceae
Exons: 2
Coding region: 86-742 (218 amino acids)
Biological process (GO): intracellular protein transport; endoplasmic reticulum to Golgi vesicle-mediated transport
Cellular component (GO): endoplasmic reticulum; endoplasmic reticulum membrane
Source: RefSeq, a predicted model, not a curated record